Molecule: messenger RNA, 938 nt
Organism: Bactrocera dorsalis (oriental fruit fly)
Lineage: Eukaryota; Metazoa; Arthropoda; Insecta; Diptera; Tephritidae
Exons: 2
Coding region: 694-828 (44 amino acids)
Source: RefSeq, a predicted model, not a curated record
AGACACUUAAAUGCAACUGUAGGUAGCAAAAAAGCGAUAUGAACGCAUGCAAGAAUAUAUAUAUGUGUGUAAGUAAGUUUGUGUAUCUGUAUGUAUGUUUAUAUGUACAUAUUUGUGUAUGAGUGUCUGUCUGUAUGUGAGUUGGCGUCUCAGCGGGUAUAAAGUCGGACAGCCAAAGCGAAUGCUAGUCAUUUUCGGUUCCUGCACAAGAACGGGUGUGUCCGAAACAGAAGCACAAGCCGAUAUUUACAUUUUGUUGUUGACAGUUGGUCACAAAAAUAUACAUACAUUUGCUUGUAAUGUAUUGAGGGUGGCGCUCCUAAGUCAAAUCACGUGCCUCUAACUAUACUCCAGUGAAACUCUUGGUCUAAAGUUACCUGCAUUCGUUUUAUAUACAAUUUCUACGAUGCACAAAUACGCAUAAAUAAAAUUAAUUUUAAUAAAAAAUUUUAUACAAUUUGUGGACGCACGCAGUUCUUUUGAACUGCCGAAAAUUGUAUAUGCUAGUGAUAUUAGUUUUAGCAAAUCUGCUUUCAUAAUUUAAAUUAAAAAAAAAAAAAUAAAAAAAAAAAUACUUACAUAACAUAACGUUACUAGUAGGGCAUAAGGAAGACUAGCGACCGAAGCAAUCGUUGUAAAAAUUCUUGACUUUAUAUACAUUUUUUGUAAAACAAAAUUCAGCUUUACGUGCCUAUGGAUCCACUUACUCUGCUGACCAUCAUAUGUUGGCUAGUGCUGGCACUUAUAUUCAGUCCGAUAUUGUUCUUCGUCUGCAUUUAUUUACCUGAGUUGCCUGUUAGAUACAUUAAACGCAUUCGAACAUCUUAAAUUAGACGAGUAUUUUUUAUUCAUAUAUACAUAUGUAUGUCAUUAUAUACAACAACUUAAUCGUAAGCUUUCAAUAAACUUAUUUUUAUUGUUAACUUAAUUAAAUUUAA